AUGGCUGCUGGGAUGUUGGCACAGUUACUGAAAAAUCGACAACCAUUAAGCCAGCUGGUGUUAACCACUCCGGGAUGCGAUGAUUCCAAUUCAGGAUCGCCUUCGACGUCACCCAGCUCUGUUUCUUCCUCGUCUUCGACUGAUAAAACUGACAAUCGCGACCUUUUCGUAUUCUGCCCCGACGCGCCCGAUAUGCGGCGGGAGGAAGAGAGGCUGAAAUCAUUUGACAAGUGGCCUCUAUCAUUCCUGUCCCCCGAGCUUCUCGCGAAAAACGGAUUUUAUUAUCUCGGACGAGGAGACGAGGUGAGAUGCGCGUUCUGUAAGGUGGAAAUCAUGAAGUGGGUGGAAGGUGACGAUCCUGCGAAAGACCAUCAGCGAUGGGCUCCGCAGUGUCCUUUCCUGAGGCGCCAAUCGGGCUCGGGCAACAUUCCUCUUGGCUCUCAGACAGCGGUCGGCCGCGACGAGUGUGGCGUCCGAGCGCCCCCCGCCCCCAACUCUAUCCGCAUGCCCGGUCCAGUACACCCUCGGUAUGCUUCAGAGGCCGCUCGAUUACGCACCUUUAAGGAUUGGCCCCGCAGUAUGAAACAAAAACCCGAGGAACUUGCCGAAGCUGGCUUUUUCUAUACCGGUAACGGAGAUAAGACGUUGUGCUUUUAUUGUGACGGGGGUCUUAGGGAUUGGGAGAACGACGAUGUACCGUGGGAGCAACAUGCUCGGUGGUUCGAUCGCUGCGCCUAUGUACAACUCGUAAAAGGGCGGGAUUACGUACAAAAAGUUAUUUCGGAAGCUUGUGUCAUACCCGCUCCCAAGGAACAAAAAGAGACACCUGCCCCCGCACCCCCCGCAGAAAAGGUUAACAGUGAAAAGGAAGAAAACCCCAUAGAAGACUCAAAACUUUGUAAGAUUUGUUAUAACGAGGAACGUAACGUUUGCUUUGUACCUUGCGGUCAUGUUGUGGCCUGUGCGAAAUGCUCUUUGUCGACCGACAAAUGCCCCAUGUGUCGAAGGACGUUCACAGACGCAGUGCGACUAUACUUCUCAUGAGAAGCGUUCAUCAGUAGAGGACUCGUUACUAGUCAAUUCACCGGGCGCCCCUGACUCGUGCUGAAACCACGCUCUGUGAAACACCGCUUUAUCUGUGAUUUUUUAGACUAUGUUUAAAUAUGAAGCGGUGGGGCAACCUUAGUACUUCGGGCAAGUUAGAUUGACAAACGGGAGUUUAUUGUAAUUUGAAAUGAUUUUAAAUUAUUUAUUGUCUAUUAAAAACAUUAAUGUACUCUGUAAAUAAUCUAUUGUAAAUAUUAGCUUAUCAUUUUGUCCCACCGGCAAAAAUGAAAGUUGUAAAUCUAAAACUUUCUAAUGCAAUGACAAAGUCGUCGCGCAUUUAUUAAUAUAAAUAAUAGAUCACGCUUAAAACUUGUUUAGUUAUGAACUUUAAAAAUAAAACAUUACCUAAAAACUAGUAUCCUUCAGAAGCGCUUAGUAGGGAUUAAAAGACUUUGUUGAUUGCAUUAUAGAAGUUUAACAAAUAAUUAAUGUAAAUGUAAACAUUGAAUUUAAUUGAGCGAUUUAUUUUUUCCAUUAUAAUAUUAAAUAACUGCACACAUGUUUCAAAUUAAUAUUGUUGCAGUAACAUUAUGUAUAAAUAUGACUACAUAUGAAUAAUUGUUCCUGUAAAUAUUUAAUUUUGACAAUAACUGGCUAUUUAAAAUUUAUUAGGUAGACAUUAUGAUAAGCAGAGUGUAAAAAUGAUUUUUGGUACAGAAUUAGCAGCCAAUGCUCCAAAACAAUUUAGGAAUUUGUUUAACUUCUGGUAACAAAUUGAGAAACAUCAUUGAACGGGUUACAAAAUUGCAUUUAAAAUUCGGUUACAAAUAUCGUAAGAUUUAAGACGAAAUAAUAAUUGAACAUAAAAAAAAAUAUUUUAAAUAAUCAUACAAUAACUAA
Molecule: messenger RNA, 1947 nt
Organism: Melitaea cinxia (Glanville fritillary)
Lineage: Eukaryota; Metazoa; Arthropoda; Insecta; Lepidoptera; Nymphalidae
Gene: Iap
Product: baculoviral IAP repeat-containing protein 7-B
Exons: 1
Coding region: 1-1044 (347 amino acids)
Biological process (GO): regulation of cell cycle; negative regulation of apoptotic process; positive regulation of protein ubiquitination
Cellular component (GO): nucleus; cytoplasm
Molecular function (GO): cysteine-type endopeptidase inhibitor activity involved in apoptotic process; ubiquitin protein ligase activity
Source: RefSeq, a predicted model, not a curated record